AUCAGCUCAUUUGGAGUACAAUAUUCGAACUGUCCAUUUUCCCUUACAAAAUUGAACAAAAAAAAUACAACAAAAUAAAGCAAACGAGUGGAUUUUAAAAUUUUAUAUUUUAAAAAGUGAGUGAAUAAAUUAAUUAAUUUUUAAUUAAAAAAAAAAUUAAUUAAAGAAUAGUUAAAAAACAAACUGGAAUAAAGAACAGUUUUAAGAAAAAAAUAGUGUAAAUUAAAAAAAAAAAAACUGCAAAAAUGGUUGUCUCAGUAAAGGUUUUCAAAAAGACCACCCCAAAUGGAAAAUUAACCUUCUAUUUGGGACGUCGUGAUUUCGUUGAUCACUUGGAUUACUGUGAUCCUGUUGAUGGUGUUGUUGUUGUCGAUCCAGAUUAUUUAAAAUCACGUAAGGUAUAUGGACAACUUGUUACGACCUACCGUUAUGGACGGGAGGAAGAUGAAGUCAUGGGAGUUAAAUUCUCAAAAGAGAUGAUCCUAUGUAAAGAACAAAUUGUACCGGUUAUCAAUGAAAAAAUGGAAAUGACACCAACUCAAGAGAAAUUAGUACGUAAAUUAGGUGCUAAUGCAUUUCCAUUUACAUUUCAAUUUCCACAAAAUUCACCAAGUUCAGUAACAUUACAAGCUGGUGAAGAUGAUAGUGGUAAACCAUUAGGUAUUGAAUAUUGUAUCAGAGCAUUUGUUGGUGAUAAUGAAGAUGAUAAACAUAAACGUAGUCAAGUUAGUUUAGUUAUCAAAAAAUUACAAUAUGCACCAAAUAAUCGUGGACAACGUUUACCAAGUUCAUUGGUUAGCAAAGGUUUUACAUUCUCUAAUGGUAAAAUUAAUUUGGAAGUAACAUUAGAUCGUGAAAUAUAUUAUCAUGGUGAAAAGGUUGCAGCAACAGUUCAAAUAACAAAUAAUUCGAAAAAAACUGUUAAAAAUAUUAAAGUAAUGGUUGUUCAACAUACUGAAAUAACAAUGGUUAAUCAACAAUUCAGUAAGAAUGUUGCACAAUUAGAGACACGUGAAGGAUGUCCAGUAACACCAGGUGCUAAUUUAACUAAAACAUUCUAUAUGGUACCAUUGGCUUCAAGUAAUAAAGAUAGAAGAGGUAUUGCUUUGGAUGGUGCAUUAAAGGAUGAAGAUGUAAAUCUUGCAUCUUCAACAAUGGUUUGUGACGGUAAGACAACAGCUGAUGCAAUUGGUAUUGUCAUUUCAUAUUCAUUAAGAAUAAAAUUGAAUUGCGGAACAUUGGGUGGUGAAAUUCAAACUGAUGUACCAUUUAAAUUAAUGAAUCCAGCUCCAGGAACCAUUGAAAAGAAACGUUCAAAUGCAUUAAAGAAAAUGAAAUCAAUUGAACAACAUCGUUCCGAUCGAAAUUAUUAUGGUGAUGAUGACGACAAUAUUGUAUUUGAAGAUUUUGCUAAAAUGCGUAUGCAAAAUGUUAUGAUGGAAAAAGAUUAAAAUUCUUAAACACAAUAAAAAACAAAAAAAAAAAUUGUGCAAAUGUUGUGAAAAAAAAUAAAACUAAUUUUUUUUUUUAUUUGUCAUUUCCAAAUAAAAAAAUUAAAAAAAAAAAUUAAAUAAAAAUUAUAUGCAAUUUUACUGUCAAUAUUAUAAAAAUGAAAAUAAUCGAACGCUUGUUUUAAAUAUUUAGAAAAAAAAAAUAAAUAAAUAAAAUUAAAAUAAAAUAAAAUUAAACAUCUAAUUAAGAAAAAAUAAAAGUUUAAACAAUAACAGUAAAAUAAAAGUAAACAAUAGAAUAGAAUAACAACAACAACAAAAUAACAAUCACCACAACCACACCACAAUAUUAUUGUUUACUUUUAUUUUCAUUAUGUUGCAUUUGCAUUAUUAUUAAUUAAAAUAUUAAAAACAUUAUAUCUAUUAUAUAUUAUGUUAUACUUAUGUUAUGUUAUUUUAUGUUAUAGCUAUGUAUAAUAAAUAAAUUUAAAUAAAAAGAGAAAACAAAAUGAAACAAACAAUUAAAUACAAUAAUGUUAUGUUAAAAAAAAAAAAAAAAACAAAACCAAAAAAAAAAAAAUAUAAAAAUCAAACAACAAAUUUUUAAAGAGAAACAAGAACAGAACAACUUAAUUCUAUAUACUAUAUUUUAAAUUUAUUAAAAUUAAAAUUAAAUAAAAUUAUUAAUUAUUCAAAUUUAUUAAAAAAAAAUAAAAUAAAUAUGGGAUUAUUAUUAAAAUCUAUUUUAAUUAUACUUAAAAACAAAAAUAUAUUAAUAAAUUAAAAUUUAUUAAAAUAUUAUUAAUGAAUGUCGAAAAAAAAAACAAGUUUUUAAAUAAUUUCAGAAAAAAUAGAACAAUAUGUUGCAAAUUACAUUUUUUCGAGAAAUAAAUUUUCUCACAUAUUUUAUUUAUUAUAAAAUUAAUUAAUUAAUUAAUGGAAUGAAAAACUAGUCAAAAAAAAAAAUUAUUAUUGAAAAAUUUACAAUUAUAUAUAAUUAUUAAUUGUUAAUUUAUUUUAAAAUAUUUUAAAUUAAAAAUCAUAAAAUUAAAAUGUAUUUUAAUUUAAUCGAAAUUUGAAAAAAAAACAAAACAAUUAAACAGAAUCAAAAAUAUUAUAAAAUAUUCAAAUUAUUAAAUUAUUAUAAUUAUAUUAAAUUAUUAAAUGUCUAUAUUCAAAAUAUUUAAAUUAUACAAAACCAAUUUAAUGAAAAAAAUUUGGUUUGAAAAAAAAAUUUAUUAUUAAAAAUAAUCACACUAUUAUUAAUUAACUAUCAAAGCAAAAAAAAAAAAAACAACCAAAAAUUGUAACAAAAAAAAAAAAUGUUUACCGCUAAUGAUUUUUGUUUAUUUUAUUUUUUAUUAUUGUUGACUGAUUCAUUAUAAAUAUGAAAGAGAAAACAAAAUUAUACAAGAAAAAAAAAAAAAAAAAUUAUUUAAAAAAAAAUUUAAUAAAAUUUUUUUUAAUUUUAAUUUUUUUCAUCAUUUUAUUUUCUUUAUAUAUACAUAUAUAUACAAAAUACACACUUAAAAAAUAUAAAAAUAAACCAAAAAAAAAAAAAAAAAAAAAGAAUUAUGUGACAGGAUAAUGAUAAAAAGAAACAACCAUAACAACAA
This is a messenger RNA of Condylostylus longicornis, 3067 nucleotides long. RefSeq names its product phosrestin-1 (gene Arr2). The record is from RefSeq and is a predicted model, not a curated record. Gene Ontology annotation, cellular component: cytoplasm. Gene Ontology annotation, molecular function: G protein-coupled receptor binding. Gene Ontology annotation, biological process: G protein-coupled receptor internalization; signal transduction. The transcript has 3 exons. NCBI's taxonomy places the organism in Eukaryota, Metazoa, Arthropoda, Insecta, Diptera, Dolichopodidae. The coding region runs from base 246 to 1451 and encodes 401 amino acids.